Naegleria lovaniensis is the source of this 1746-nucleotide messenger RNA. RefSeq lists its product as uncharacterized. The record is from RefSeq and is a predicted model, not a curated record. The transcript is spliced from 5 exons. The coding region runs from base 1 to 1746 and encodes 581 amino acids. NCBI's taxonomy places the organism in Eukaryota, Heterolobosea, Eutetramitea, Acrasida, Naegleriidae.
AUGUCCAAAUCGAUUGCCAAGACAUGUUAUGAUGUGAUUAUUACAGGUGGAGGUCACAAUGGUCUCGUCUGUGCAGCGUAUAUUAAAAAAACAAUGCCCUCUCUUUCUGUUUGCGUUUUAGAAAGAAGACAUGUGACAGGUGGUUGUGCAGUGUCAGAACAAGUCCAUGAUGGAUAUAAAUUCUCACGUGCUUCGUAUUUGUGUAGCUUGUUUAGAGGACAUAUUAUGGAUGAAUUAGAUUUGAGAAGAAGAAUUAAAUUAAUUCCUAGAAAUCCCUCUUCCUUUACUCCAACUUUGAAUGAAAAUGAAUUUCUAUUUUUGGGAAGUGAUGGAGAAAUGAAUAAGAGAGAAAUUUCUAAAUUUUCCAAAAAGGAUGCUCAAAGAUUUGAUGCUUAUGAACAGCAAUUACAAAAAGUAGCACAAAGUGUUGAAUACUUGUUAGAUUGUGGUCCACUUGAUUUGGGUUAUGAUGAAAAUGCAAGUGUGAAAGAUUUAUUAUUUUCGGAUUCAUUUGGCAUUUUGAGAAAUAAGGAAAAUAGAGAAAAAGUAAAAAGAUUAUUGGAUGCUGCACGUGAACUUGGAUUAGGAAAUACUAGUUCUGCACUUGAUAUUUUCUUGAGUCCUGCAAAGAAGGUAUUGGAUCAUUGGUUUGAAAGUGAUCUCUUGAAAGCAACACUCUCUACCGAUUCUAUUAUUGGUGAAUAUUGCUCUCCAACCACUCCUGGAUCUUCCUACGUGUUGUUGCAUCAUGUCAUGGGUGAUAUUGGGUAUGGAAAAGGUAUCUGGGCCUAUGUUCAAGGUGGUAUGGGUGCUGUGACACAAGCUCUGACUGAAAUUAAUAAGGAACUUGGAGUGGAUGUGUAUACCAAUGCACAAGUCAAACAAUUUACUGUGAAUUCAAAUACUAAUCGUUGUACUGGUGUUGUUCUUGAAGAUGGAACAGAAAUUACUGCCACUAAAGCUGUUGCUAGCAAUUGUGAUCCUCACACUACCUUUAGAAAGUUAAUGAAUCAACAAGAUUUAAAUUCUACCUAUGGAGAAGAAUUUGGAAGAAAGGUCGAUAACAUUGAUUAUUCAAAUGCUACUUUCAAAAUUAAUCUAGCUGUGAGUUCUCUUCCAAGAUUUAAAUGUUUCUCAACUCCAAAAGAGUCAAGAAAGAGUAAUGGAAGUGGAAAGGAACACUUUGGAACUAUUCACUUUGAGACAUCAAUUGAUGAAAUUGAUCAAUCUUAUUUGCAAGCUAAAUCAUCACAACUCUAUUCUGAUAAUCCAGUAAUUGAAAUGACCAUUCCAAGCUCAUUGGAUGAAACUCUUGUUAAGAAUAAGGAUCAUCACGUCAUUCAAUUGUUCACACAAUAUGCUCCAUAUGAUUUGAAAGAAGGUCACGUUUGGAAUGAACAAUUAAAGAGAGAUUAUGCAAAUAAGGUUUAUGAUAAAAUUGAAUCAUAUGCACCUGGAUUUAAGAAUUCCAUCAUUGGAGAAGAUUUAUUGAGUCCAUUGGAUUUGGAACAAACCUUUGGAAUGAAGAAGGGAAAUAUUUUCCAUGGAUCUAUUCGAUUGGAUCAAUUAUGGAUGAAUCGACCAUUUAGAGGUUUCUCUAAUUAUCGUUAUUUCGAUAAGAAACAUGGAGUAGGAUUGAGUAAUUUAUACUUGUGUGGAGCUGGUGUUCAUCCAGGUGGUGGAGUGAUGGGAGCAUGUGGUUAUAAUGCUGCUCAUGCAUUGUUGAGACAUUUGGGAUAUCAAUAA